CAAGUGCAGCAGCAGCAGGAGCAGGGACGUACGGGGUUAAUCCGACCCAUAUGCUGCACUGGGAGGUUGGGUCCACCACUACAGGGAAGACUGCGUGAGGCUGGCAGGCUGGGAGGGAGCACAGCAGAAGGGAGAGGACAGUGGGACUCAACACACACACACACGCACACACUUUCAAACCAACACCUGCACCUGGUCGCUCCAUUUCCGCUCACAGAAGUCUUUCUCGUCCACCAGCGUGACGUGGAGGGAGUCCUAUCAUCCACGCGGAUGGCUUCGUAAACUUUGCCAAAGCGAUUUUAUUCCUCUUAUGGGGACCAAAAGUCGACUCAUCGCGACUGGUUGCUCGCUCUUCUACUUUUUCUUCGUGGGUGCCAAGAAUAAUCAUUUAAAAAAACGGAUUAUUUCCCCACGCGGUGUGAUUUUUUUCCCUGGAACGACGCGCGGGGGAAUGUGGCUGUGAUAACUUUUUGCAUCGUGGAUAUCAAAGGUGUGAAGAUUUGGACUGCGCUGUGCGUCUCGCCUUAUUGGACAGCUGCCGGCCGAACUUCUGAUCAGAGGCUUCAAAGAGCACGAGAGAGAGAGAGAGAGCGUGUGCAUUUAGAUCUGUGUGGGCUACCUGUAUGGCUGUUACCAUGACAACAUCUGGAGCCCAACUCCUCUUGGUGGCCUUGUGUGUUUACAGAGGCCUGAGCCUGCAGCAGUCGGCGCCGCGGGUUCGCCUCUCAUUCAAAGAACUGAUGGACACGCGGGCAGCGCGACCCUUCAGUUUCUCCUUCAACACCAGCGACUACCGAAUCCUCUUGAUGGAUCAGGACCAGGGUCGCCUGUACCUGGGCAGCAGGGAAUACCUGGUGGCUCUGGAUAUGCACAAUGUCAACAAAGAACCGCUAAUAAUCCACUGGCCAGCAUCUGCCAAGAGGAAAGGGGAGUGCCAGAUGACAGGAAAGGGAAGACAGGGCGAAUGCGCCAACUUCGUACGCUUGAUCGAGCCAUGGAACCGCACCCACCUCUACACCUGUGGAACGGGGGCUUACCAACCCAUCUGCACAUUCAUCAACAGAGGCUGGAGGGCCGAGGACUACCUGUUUCGACUGGUCCCCGGGUAUGUGGACUCCGGGAAGGGAAAAUGUUCCUAUGAUCCCAAAGAGGAGAACGUCGCAGUUCUUAUUUAUGGUAACCUGUAUGCAGGGGUCCAUAUUGACUUCAUGAGCACAGAUGCAGCUCUCUUUAGGACCAUGGGUGGGAGAACUGCCAUCCGGACGGAACAGUACGAUUCCAGGUGGCUCAACGAACCUGUGUUUGUUCAGAUCCAACAGAUCCCUGACAGUGCAGAGAGCAACGACGACAAGCUGUACUUCUUUUUCCGCGAGAAGAGCUUAGACUCGAGCGGAGGCCCCAACAUCUUGGCCAGGGUGGGCAGGGUGUGCCUGAAUGACGAAGGGGGUCAGAAAUCUCUGGUGAACCGCUGGACGACGUUUCUCAAAGCUCGGCUUAUCUGCUCAGUGAUCGGCGAUGAUGGAGUGGAAACGCGAUUUGAUGAAUUACGUGACGUAUUCAUCCAGCCGACACAGGACGAACGAAACCCGAUGGUGUUUGCACUCUUUACUACUGCGGGCUCUGUAUUCAAGGGCUCAGCAGUCUGCGUCUACUCCAUGGCCGACAUCCGCAAUGUCUUCAACGGGCCGUUCGCCCACAAGCAUGGCCACAAUUACCAGUGGACGGAGUACAAUGGCAAGAUUCCGUACCCCCGACCGGGAACGUGCCCGGGAGGAACCUUCACCCCUGGGAUCCGCUCCUCCAAGAGUUUCUCUGAUGAGGCUGUCAAUUUCAUCCGAGCUCACCCACUCAUGUUCCAGCCCGUCUAUCCUAUCCACCGUCGCCCUCUAGUGGUGAGAACCGGUGUGGACUACCGCUUCACAGCCCUGGUGGUGGAUCAGGUGGAUGCUGUGGAUGGACGCUACGAGGUGCUGUUUCUGGGCACAGAUCGCGGCACCAUCCAGAAAGUCAUAGUUUUGCCCAAAGACCCCACCAGCAUGGAGGAGCUGACGUUAGAGGAAGUGGAAGUGUUCCGGAGUCGAGCUCCUGUCAAAACGAUGAAGAUCUCUUCUAAACGACAACAGCUGUAUGUAUCAUCGGAUGCGGGCUUGACGCAGGUGUCGCUGCACCGCUGCGGCGUUUAUGGUAGAGCCUGCUCCGACUGCUGCCUGGCUCGGGAUCCUUACUGCGCCUGGGACGGGGAGAGCUGCUCGGCCUUCACUCCUUCCACCAAGAGGAGGAGCAGAAGACAAGACGUCAAGCACGGCGAUCCUCUCAGGCAGUGUCGAGGCUUUAACGCCAAAGUAGAGAAACGUCUGCGAGAAACGGUGCAGUUCGGGGUGAAAGGUAGCAGCACCUUUUUGGAGUGUCAGCCUCGGUCCCCUCAGGCCACCAUCAAGUGGCUUUUCCAGAGUAACGGCAAAAGGAAAUUGCUCAACCGCGUCGGCGAUGUCCUGAAGACCAACCACGGCAUCCUUCUCAAGUCCCUCAAUGGAUCGGACGCGGGGCUGUACCACUGCCUGGCCACCGAGAACAACUUCAAACACACGGUGGCCCGCGUGGCGCUGCGCAUCCUCGAUCGAGACAUCGUUUUGGCUCUGAGCGCUCGAGACGAUGACGAGGCCGAGACCGAUCCCGAGUCUCACUCCGCGCGACCUUACCCUCGAUCGUCCCUCGCUUCCACACCUUUCCCGCCUGAGAUCAGACUGAUCAACCAGUACUGCCAGUCCUACUGGGAGCAGUCCAGUCCCAAGCAGCAACAACAUCACCAGCGCAAGCGCACCAACCGGCGGCAUGCAGAGGGCCAGGAGCAAGGUCUCGGUUAG
This is a messenger RNA of Hippocampus comes (tiger tail seahorse), 2864 nucleotides long. RefSeq names its product semaphorin-3F-like. Lineage: Eukaryota; Metazoa; Chordata; Actinopteri; Syngnathiformes; Syngnathidae. The record is from RefSeq and is a predicted model, not a curated record. The coding region runs from base 624 to 2864 and encodes 746 amino acids. Gene Ontology annotation, molecular function: chemorepellent activity; semaphorin receptor binding. Gene Ontology annotation, cellular component: plasma membrane. Gene Ontology annotation, biological process: positive regulation of cell migration; negative chemotaxis; axon guidance. The transcript is spliced from 19 exons.